Messenger RNA from Pseudomyrmex gracilis, 9884 nucleotides. RefSeq names its product transcription elongation factor SPT6 (gene Spt6). Gene Ontology annotation, molecular function: histone binding; DNA binding; nucleosome binding. Lineage: Eukaryota; Metazoa; Arthropoda; Insecta; Hymenoptera; Formicidae. Gene Ontology annotation, biological process: mRNA transcription by RNA polymerase II; positive regulation of transcription elongation by RNA polymerase II; transcription elongation by RNA polymerase II. The coding region runs from base 152 to 5431 and encodes 1759 amino acids. The transcript has 11 exons. The record is from RefSeq and is a predicted model, not a curated record. Gene Ontology annotation, cellular component: transcription elongation factor complex.
CCUCCCUCCACUUGCUGCUGCAUGUUGCUGGCGUAGCGUCCGCAUACUGGCAUCUCUGGGCCUACUGGUUUCUUCCGAAAUGGCCGAAUGCCUUUGAAGAACGGCGAAGGACGUAUUGAUAAAUUUAUCACGUUCUUCUGGCAUCGUGAGCAUGGCAGAAUAUUUGGAUUCUGAGGCCGACGUGAGUGAGGGCGAAGAAGAGGAGUUCAGUCAAAAUGAGAAACAAAAGAAGAAGCCGAAGACGGUGGAAGAGAGCGACGACGAGGAAGAAGAUGAUGAGGAGCAGUUGCGGGAGGAAUUGAAAGAUCUGAUAGACGACAAUCCCAUAGAGGAAAGUGAGGGCGAAGACAGCGAUGGUUCUGACCAUCAUAAAAAGCGUAAAAAAAGUGACGAUGAAGAUUUUGAUGAUCGUUUGGAAGACGAGGAUUAUGAUUUGAUUGAGGAGAAUUUAGGUGUCAAGCUUGAAAGAAAACGUUUUAAACGUCUUCGAAGAAUUCAAGAUGAGGAAUCGGAGGAGGAGCAGGAAAAAGAAGCUGACGAAGAAAGAGAUGCUAUUGCUAAUGAGUUGUUUGAAGGAUCUGGAGAUGAGGACGAGAGGCGAAGCGAAAGAAGUCACAGGCCCGAAGCAGAAACUUUUGAAGAAGGUAGCGAUGAAGGUGAAUACACCGAUGCCGAUGAUUUUAUUGUUGAUGAUGAUGGCAGACCUAUUGCGGAGAAGAGGAAGAAGAAGAAAUUGAUAUUUUCCGACGCAGCGUUGCAAGAAGCGCAGGAUAUUUUUGGAGUUGAUUUUGAUUACGACGAAUUCGGCAAAUAUGGCGAGGAAGACUACGAAGAGGAGGAGGAGGAAGAGGAAGAAGAUGAGUACUUGGACGAGGAUGCCGAUGCCGAACGUCCACGACGGCCUAAGAAGCAGCUGAAGAAAAAGACCACGAGGAAGAGUAUCUUUGAAAUUUACGAGCCUAGCGAAUUGAAGCGUGGUCACUUCACUGAUUUAGACAACGAAAUACGUACUACGGAUAUACCGGAAAGAAUGCAAUUAAGAUCCGUGCCGGUUACGCCGGUUGCGGAAGGUUCCGACGAACUGGAUCACGAGGCAGAAUGGAUAUAUCAACAAGCAUUCUGCAAACCUACGAUAUCCGUUCAGGACGCUCAUUUGAACGCUGAGGCUAAGGAACGGGCGCGUAAGGGACCGCAGACCAUCGGCAAGAUCAAGAAAGCUCUGGACUUUAUGCGCAAUCAGCAUUUCGAAGUUCCCUUUAUAUCUUUCUACAGAAAGGAAUACGUGCUACCCGAAUUGAAUAUCAACGAUCUGUGGAAGGUGUAUAAGUUCGACGCUAAGUGGUGUCAGCUGCGCCAGCGGAAGGAGAAUUUGCUCAAGCUGUUCGAAAAGAUGCGCAACUAUCAGCUAGAUGAGAUUAUGAAGAACCCGGAUGCACCGUUGCCAGAAAACUUGAGAGUGAUAAAGGACGAUGACAUAGAGCGACUGAAGAACGUACAAACGAGCGAGGAACUCAACGACGUUUAUCAUCACUUUAUGUUGUAUUACAACAACGACAUUCCGGCUAUGCAGGAGGCCGUGCGCAAGAAGGAGAAAGAGGCGCGGCGCGAAGAGAGACUUCAGCGUCGCAAACAACAGAUCGCUGAAGCGGAAGAGAACGGCGAGGAUCCACCGGAAGAGGACGAAGAACUUGAAGAGGAAGAAGUUGACGAAUUGAAACAGGCAUCGAGAGGCGGUCCGUAUUCGAUCUGUCGCAAGGCCGGCCUGGACGGGCUAGCGAAGAAGUUUGGCCUAACGCCCGAGCACUAUGCUGAAAAUCUGCGUGACAAUUAUCAGCGUCACGAAGUGGAUCAGGAAGCGACCGAACCUACGGCGAUCGCGAACGAGUACAUCAGUGCGCGUUUCAAAACCACGGAAGAAGUGCUGAAAGCAACUCAGCUAAUGGUGGCAAUUCAGUUGGCGCGCGAGCCGCUUGUGCGCAAAUGCACGCGCGAGAUGUACAUGGAACGCGCCAAGAUCUCAAUAAAACCGACAAAGAAAGGUAUCAAAGAGAUUGAUGAGAAUCAUCCGAUCUACACGAUGAAAUAUUUGAAAGACAAGCCGGUGCGCGAUCUCGUGGGGGUGCAGUUUUUGAAUCUAAUGAUCGCCGAGGAAGACAAGCUUAUCGUAAUUACCUUUAGCGACAGUAUUGAGGGCAAUACCAGCAGCAACUAUGUCGACGAGAUGAAGCAACUCUACUGCCGAGAUGAGUUCAGUAAGCUCGUUCAGGACUGGAACGCGUUACGCGUGGGCAGUGUCGAGAUAGCUCUCAAUCGUAUGGUGAUACCUCACUUGAAAAAGGAAUUGCGUACGAAUUUGAUCGCGGAGGCGAAGGAGUGCGUAAUGCGAGCGUGCUGUCGCAAGAUGUACAAUUGGAUCAAAGUCGCGCCGUACACUUGCGAAUUUCCUGAGGAAGAGGAUGAAGAAUGGGACACUAGUAAGGGUUUGCGCGUCAUGGGUUUGGCUUACGUGCCUGAUUACUCUCAGGCAGCUUUUACCUGUUUAGUUGCGGCAGACGGUGAAUGCACGGAUUACUUGCGUUUGCCGCAUUUGAUGAAGCGCAAAAACAGUUAUCGCGAAGACGAGAAGAUAUUGAAGGAGGCUGAUCUUCUGGCGUUGAAGAAUUUUAUAGCCACCAAAAAGCCUCACGUGAUUGUGGUAGCUGGCGAAUCACGAGAGGCAAUGAUGAUCGCAGCUGAUAUCAAGGAGUGCAUUACCCAUUUGGCAGAAGAGGAACAGUUCCCGAACAUUCAGGUGGAAAUCUGCGACAACGAUUUGGCAAAGAUCUACUCGAACAGUAACAAAGGCAUUUCGGAAUUUCGUGACUAUCCAGAGCUGUUGCGCCAGGCUAUCUCUUUGGCAAGGAGAAUGCAAGAUCCGCUCGUGGAAUUCUCGCAGUUGUGUACGGCAGACGAGGAGAUUCUAUGUUUGAAAUAUCAUACUUUGCAAGAUCAGCUGCCCAAAGAAGAAUUGCUGGAAAAUCUGUAUUUGGAAUUCGUUAACCGCGUGAACGAAGUCGGCGUGGACGUAAACAAGGCAGUUCAACAGGCAUAUUGCGGUAAUCUCGUUCAAUUUGUAUGCGGUCUGGGUCCACGAAAAGGUCAGGCGUUGAUCAAAGUAUUGAAGCAAUCGAAUCAACGAUUAGAGAACAGAACGCAAUUGGUUACCACAUGUCAUAUGGGACCGAAGGUAUUUAUCAAUAGUGCUGGUUUUAUCAAGAUCGACACCAACAGCUUGGGUGACAGCACUGAGGCGUAUGUGGAAGUGCUCGACGGUUCACGCGUACAUCCCGAGACUUACGAAUGGGCUAGAAAGAUGGCGGUCGAUGCGUUAGAGUACGACGACGAGGAUGCUAAUCCUGCCGGUGCUCUUGAAGAAAUUCUUGAAUCGCCAGAACGUCUGAAAGACUUGGAUCUUGAUGCUUUCGCGGAAGAACUUGAGCGUCAAGGAUUUGGCAACAAAUGCGUUACUCUGUACGACAUCAGAGCCGAGUUGAAUAGCCGGUACAAAGAUCUACGCGUACCGUAUCAGUCACCGAGCGCGGAAAAACUGUUCGACGUCUUGACAAAAGAGACACCCGAGACUUUUUAUGUUGGCAAGUUGGUGCUUGCCACUGUGGUUGGUAUCAGUCACAGAAAACCACAAGGUGAACAACUAGAUCAAGCAAAUCCGGUACGUAACGAAGAGACCGGCCUGUGGCAAUGUCCGUUUUGCUUGAAGAACGAUUUUCCCGAAUUGUCGGAAGUAUGGAAUCAUUUCGACGCCGGUUCGUGUCCGGGCAAGGCAACCGGCGUGAGGCUGCGACUAGACAACGGUAUAUCGGGUUAUAUUCACAUAAAAAAUCUUUCCGAUCGACACGUCGCGAAUCCUUGCGAAAGAGUCGGUAUGGGCCAGAUCAUCCAUUGUCGCAUUAUUAAGAUCGAGGUAGAUCGUUUUAGUGUGGAGUGCACCAGCAAGAGCAGCGACCUUGCUGAUAAAAAUCACGAAUGGAGACCACAACGAGAUCCGUUUUACGACACCGAGGCUGAGCAGAGAGACAUAAAAAUAGAAGAAGACGCGAAGAAAGCAAAACAGCGGCAGAUUUACGUGAAGCGUGUGAUUGUCCAUCCAUCGUUCCAUAACAUCAGUUUCGCCGAAACUGUGAAACUCAUGCAGACUAUGAAGCAGGGCGAAGCGAUAGUGAGACCGAGCAGUAAAGGUGCCGAUCACUUGACAGUCACCUGGAAAGUGACCGAUGACAUUUUACAGCACAUUGAUGUUCGUGAGGAGGGCAAAGAAAACGCUUUCUCAUUGGGACAGAGUUUGUGGAUUGGUAACGAAGAGUUCGAAGAUUUGGACGAAAUUAUCGCUCGACACGUCAAUCCCAUGGCUGCUUAUGCUUCCGAAUUACUGGACUUCAAGUACUAUAAACCUCAAGUAGAGGGAAUUAGAGAUAAAGCAGAAGAGAUAUUGAAAGAGCAGAAGAAGGAGAAUCCGAGUGGAAUUCCUUAUAUAAUAUCAGCAGCUAAGACUUAUCCAGGAAAAUUCUUGUUGUCGUAUCUACCUCGUACUCGCUGUCGCCACGAGUACAUUACCGUGACAUCUGAAGGUUUUAAAUUCCGAGGACAAAUAUUCGGCAGAGUAAGUGAUAUGCUACGAUGGUUCAAAGAACAUUUCAGAGAUCCAGUUCCUGGACAAUCUACUCCUAGCACGCCUCGUGGCGCAAUGACUUCUAGAACGCCUUACGCCACACCAGGAGCAAUCAGUGGAAUGAAUCAAGAAGCGAUACAGCGAGUUGCGCAGAAUCUUCCACACCAUAUGCUUCACUCGUUGUCUCAAGUGGCGAAUCAGACACCACAUCACUAUCCACCACAUACACCGGGAACAGCUGGAGCUGGCGGUUACGGUGGAGUACACACGUAUCCAAACACGCCGUACACACCAUCUGGCCAAACUCCAUUUAUGACUCCGUAUCAGACGCCGCAUCAUACGCCACAUCACGGUCAGCCUACUCCCAGAUACGGUCAACAAACUCCUAGUCAUCAGGGAGGUUUCAUGCAUCCGCCGCCGCCUUCGAUGACUCCUGGCCAUCACAGAUCCGCUCACAGACCCACGCCACCUAUGUCAACUCCUUCCGGCGAUCCGACGGAUUGGAAGAAAGCAGCCGAAGCGUGGGCAGCACGAUUAAAGGGUGGUCCUCGAGUUUCUGGUUCGACACCCAAGUAUGAAGAAUCCAGAAGAACCCCACGUAGCUAUGAUGAAUCGGUCGGUAGAGUGACACCUUCUGGAAGGAGUAGGCCGUCCUCCACAAGGAAUCCGCCAUAUAAGUCACCACGGGGUACUCCACAUACGAAUUCUAGUCCGCGGAGUAUGUCUCUAAGCGGAGAUGGUACUCCUCUCUACGACGAGAGCUAACGGAAUUGCCGUCGUACGUUUGUGUAUAGUAUAAAUAAAUAUAUAUAUAUACAUAUAUAUAUAUACAGGGUGGGGCACUAACUCUGUCCACCUAGAAUAUCUCCGCUAUUUUUAGAGAUAUGAAAAUAUUGCAAUUACAAAAGUUGUAUGGUAUCAAGAGAGCUAUAAGAUGCUACUAAUAAUUUUUUCGUGAGUGGAGGCGCUUCGGAGAUUUCAAGGUCACCUCUAUUUUUUUAAACGGCAUGCUAUACUUUUUUAUCCCUAGUGCAAUAGCAAAUAUUCAAACAACUUCAACGACCUAUAACGCAAGAUCAUUCGGUCAUUAAAUAAAAGAGUAAAAUGAUUCUUACGUCAUGAGAGGUGCUCGAAAUGAUGUCCGUUUACAUCGAUGCAACGCUGCGAACGUUGCUCUUCCGCAAUAUUCUGUCAUUUUCCAGAUUUCUUUGGUUCAAUUUUUCUAUUUCAUUUUUCCAAUUUGUUAUUUGUAGUUUUUAUUUCAUUUUUCAUUUUUCUAAAACCUGCCUGGGUUUCCGGCAACAUCUUCCUAUCCUCCACAGCUCUAUCCAAUCUGUUCCUUAUCAAUUCCGCGUAAAUCUCGUAUGCAGUGCAUAGCAGCGAAAUGCCUCUAUAAUUUUUAGCCAUAUUAUGGUCACCUCUUUUGUAUAUAGGAACCACAAUACUUGUCCUCCACUCCUCCGGGAUUCUUCUUUUCUUCCACACUUUUCCUACCAUUUCCAAUAUACCUUUCUUGACUGCCUCUCCUCCCAAUCUCCACGCCUCCAUAGGUAUUCCCCGUCCACCCCUGCAGCUUUUUUCCAUUUCAUUCUUCUUACCACCUCUAUUAUCUCUUCUUCCUUUACAUCCUCUAUCAGGCUCUCCUCUCCUAUGUGUGGACCUCUUUGACCCUCACUCGUAUCCUUGUUUUCCUCUUCUACCUCACCCAACUCUUCUCCCCCUAACAGGUCCAUAAAAUAUCUUCUCCAUUCUUCACUAUCUAUAUUAGUUUCUCAAAAAGAGAACUAUUCAAAGUGCACAAACUUGAUUUAUUCAAUCAGAGAAAGCUGAUUAUCAUACCUUAUAAAUUAGUUCGUUUCAAUGUGUUCAGUUUCUUUGUUGAUGUUGUUCCACUCCGUUUAGAUCUUGUUUCACAAACAAAACUUUCUCAAAUAUUACUUUUCCAACAAGCAAAACUCGGACAUUUCUUGUCUCGCGAUCACUUGGAGUUUAUAAAAAAAAAAACCAAAAAUAUUCGAAAGACACGUCGAACAUUGUUCAUUUCAUUGCACACGAUUUUUAUUUGAUUAUUUUAUUGUAUUAAUACUUUGCCGAGUCAUUCGCCCGGCGUGAAGUCCUUAAAAAAACCGAGACGACAUCGAUUGAUCAAUACUUGUGAUGCUCGUCAGAAAAAUUAACAGAAAAAUAACAUUUACAAUAUUUAACUUUUUGUCAUAUUUAAUUUAAAACAUUUUAAUGUUGUUAGUGUGAAAGGCGCUAAUUAUUAAUUUCAGCUUAUGCAAUUCCUAAUCUAUCUAAUUUUUUGUGUCGAUAACAACUAGUGUUAUCGGGCGAUUUGAAUGCGCAAGAGCGUUGCGCCACUUUCUUAGUUUUGUCGUAAUUUUGUCAACAUUUUCUAGUGUUAUUUUAUGUUCUGUUAAUGUGGUUUUGCACUUCUCUCAGUUUCUAACGUCAGUUUCUAUUUCAUUUUUCAGAAAUUUUCUUUGGUUCAAUUUUUCUAUUUCAUUUUUCCAAUUUGUUAUUUGAAGUCACUUGUCGUUGAUGUUCAACUUCUCUUAACCAGUGCGGAUUCUCAACCGACCAAUAAUGCAUAUUAUGCAAGUAAUGCAUAUUAUGCAAUAUUAAGAAGUGCACGUGCUUCAGGAAUUCAACGUUUGCAGCGUUGCAUCGAUGUAAACGGACAUCAUUUCGAGCACCACUCAUGACGUAAGAAUCAUUUUACUCUUUUAUUUAAUGACCGAAUGAUCUUGUGUUAUAGGUCGUUGAAAUUGUUUGAAUAUUNGCUAUUGCACUAGGGAUAAAAAAAGUAUAGCAUGCCAUUUAAAAAAAUAGAGGUGACCUUGAAAUCUCCGAAGCGCCUCUACCCACGAAAAAAUUAUUAGUAGCAUCUUAUAGCUCUCUUGAUACCAUACAACUUUUGUAAUUGCAAUAUUUUCAUAUCUCUAAAAAUAGCGGAGAUAUUCUAGGUAGACAGAGUUAGUGCCCCACCCUGUAUAUAGGAAAAAAGAGCAAGAUGUGAAAUAAAUCGCGAAAUAGAAAUAAAAAGGACCAGUUUCUAUAUUUAUCUUGUCAAUAAUAUUAUCUGUCGGAAAUAAAUAAAAUUAGGUAGUAAAAUGGAAAAUGGGAUGUUGAUUUCUCAAAAUUAGAAAACAAGAUGAAAAAUAGGAAUAUAUAGUAAGACCACUGAUGUACGUAUGUCAAAGAAGAAAAAACAUGAGUUUAAUUAACAGAAAAAUUUAUUACAUAAAAUUGGAGAUACACAUUUUAUUUUGAUUGAAACUAAAAUGGUUUUAUAUUAACAAUGUGUCUAGUUGCCACUAAUUACUUAACAUCUUCGAGACAUGUUUUAAUUUAGUGGAAAAUAGUAGCGCGAUUGGAAACAUUUAUUAAUUUUUAACGUUAUGAAAGCAUUUUUUAUAAAUUAAUUUCACAAUUAAGUAGAAUGAAUGUGUAUAUAUUUCCAGUUUUAUAUAUAAUAAAUUCUAUAAAUUAAACUGGUCACGUUUUACGACAGAGUAAGUCAAAAAUAAUAGCAGCAGUAACUGCAUACAUAUAAAUUAUAUAGUAACUGAUCCAUUUUACUUCACGCGGUUUAUUUCAUUCCGUCUUUUCUUUAUACGUUUACAGGGUAUCUCAAAAUCACUGCGGAUUCUUUUAAUAAUAGAUCUUACAGCUGAUUUAAAAUCAAUUGGUUUCUUCGCAAAAUAGACAGCUUAUUAGUAAUUUUGAAAUUGCACAUCAUACAUAUAUCUAUUAUGUAUUUGGCUCACCGGUGCUUAAAUUCAUAAAGAGCAGUCUUUUUCUCAGUUAUGCAACUUUGAAAUUAUACCGAUUGUUCUAUUUCUUUUUAAAAAAGAAACAAUUGCCCAUUAAUCUAAAAAACUUCUCUAUCGUCGUGUCGUAUUAUGUGUUGGAUUUGGGAUCUCUUGUAAUAUAUAAUAUAGUGUAUAUAAUUUUAUAUACUAUAUAUAUAUCACACAAUAUAGUAUAUAAAACAAUAUAACAAUAUUUAUAUUAGUUACAUAGAUUAUCUGCAUGUGUAUAUCAUAUAUUGUGCUUCCUAUUUUUUUUUUUUUGUACGCGAAGUUUUAUUUAUGUUUAGAAGAAAGAAAUGACGUUAAUUGAGAGAUCGUCAUAUCAUGUAAAUUGUUGUGGCGCACUAUGCAAUCGUCUUUUCGCGGACACAAAAUCUGCUCCUCUUCGCGAUUAUCUUUUACAAUGUAUAUAAAAAAGUUAUAUAUAUAGAAAAUCUACACUCAAUGUUAUAUUUGAUUAUUUUUUUGAUUUUUUACUCAUCUUGACGACACCAAUAAAAAAUAUAUAAAAAUAAUAUGAAACUGCCACUUUGAUUACAGAAGAAUUAAUUUAUAUUUUUUUCUUUUUUUUGUAAUAAUAAAUUUGUUUUGAAUUCACAAAACUUUUAAGAAAUUAAAAAAUUAUUUAAAAAACCAAUGUUAUUACAAUCAAGUAAAGUUACAACAUCGUUUUGAGAUACAAUAGUGACAUGGUAGAGUAUCAAGGUAAUCAUAAAUAAAAAAAAUCAUACUCAAAGGGGCAGUUGACACAUUUUUCGUAGGUGUCGUCGACAUGUUUGCAGUACGUACACAUAUAGAAAAAAAACUGAGUGCUAUAAACUCAUCAUAAUAGCAGUAGGUACAAGUGCGUUUCACAAAUGUGAAUAUAAUGCAUGCCCCUAUGUACACUAGGAUAUAAUAAAGCUUUCCGAAGGGAAGACACGGUACUUUUCUUUUCCAUGUACGUUUUUUUCUCUUUUUGACGCGUUUUCUCUCCAAUUACUACCUAGCACACGAGCAGUUACUCGAUGCGGACACGAUGCUUUACGGUCUUUUUUCCGGAAAAUUUUAUUACACUCUAGCGUAUACUCUAACAGUCUUUAUACACACAAUUUUUCUUUUUUUUAACAAAAACACCUAUAUAUUAAAAUUUUUUUAUACGAUACGUGUUAUUUGAAAAAAAUCUCUACUCACUUCAAUUUAUGAACUCUAUUCAACAUUUUUAUUUAUAGAAAUAGAGAUUUUUUUGUACAAAAUAUAAAAAAUAACUAUAUACGUGAAUCUGUAUCGACUAUAUGUGACACUUAGUUAAAUACGCAUCCUCUGAUGAAUUUUUUCUUGUAUCCUGACUUAGGGUAGGCGGUAUUUCUUAUAUACAAUUUAUACAGUUGUUAAAAUAGUAAAAUAAACACAUUGGCAAUUUA